This is a messenger RNA of Dioscorea cayenensis subsp. rotundata (Guinea yam), 1310 nucleotides long. Its product is annotated as E3 ubiquitin-protein ligase RING1-like. Gene Ontology annotation, biological process: protein ubiquitination. Gene Ontology annotation, molecular function: ubiquitin protein ligase activity. Gene Ontology annotation, cellular component: cytoplasm. The coding region runs from base 192 to 1049 and encodes 285 amino acids. Lineage: Eukaryota; Viridiplantae; Streptophyta; Magnoliopsida; Dioscoreales; Dioscoreaceae. The transcript has 2 exons. The record is from RefSeq and is a predicted model, not a curated record.
AUGAGUGCUCCCCAAAGUGAUAUCAUUUCACCUCCAAUGAAACAAUCUCUACUAUCAACCAAAUAGAAGACACGCCAUUUUUACGGAUAUAAAUAAAGCAUGAGUGCUCCCAAAGUGAUAUCAAUCAAACAAAAUCCCAAAGCGGUCGCACCCUGUUUUCUUGCUUCUCCCUGAUUUUUGGUCCAUCUCCGAUGGCUUUGGCCGGCGAUCCUCAAUACUAUCAUUGUAAAGUUUGUCGGUGUGCCUUCAACUUCAACCCCACUCCACUCAAUGUCUCUUGCCCCUUCUGCAGUUCAACGGGAGAGUAUAUACGUGCCUUUCAUCGAAGCUCACAGUCAUCAUCAUCAUCAUCCUCCUCCUCCUCCUCAUCAUCGCCGGCGCUGGCCAUUGUUUUCAACCUUCGUUCUGUUGAUGAUUUAAUUAUGCUGCCUGAUUUUUUUGUUUUAUCUAGAUCAUUGAAUGUCUUUGAUUAUGAUACUAUCGAUUUUAUAUUUGAUCACUCCCGAAGGAGUUUUUUCCGGUGUCACCUUGCUCGUGGUGGUAGGAUAGACCUCUUCCUACCAAACCAUUCUAACUUUGGCUCGCAGGAAUUAGUGCUUUUAUUUACCCAAGGAGCACAGGAUAACCUUCGCCAAUAUGUUGUUGAACAUGGUACCAUUCCUCCUUCUAAGUCUGCAAUUGAGGCACUCCCUGACAUUCAAAUCACCGAAGAGACUGAUUGUGGCAUCUGCAACGAAACCUUGGAAAUGGCAACAGUGGUAAAACAAAUGCGGUGCGGACAUUUGUACUACAAUGAUUGUCUUUUUCAUUGGUUUGAGAUGUGCAAUAGAUGUCCUGUCUGCCGGUUUGAGUUAUCCACGGAUGAUCUAGAAUAUGAAUCUAAAAAAGAAAAUUUGGAAACCUUUCUUGGGUCAACGGCGAGAAGGAUUGGAGACUCUAAUCUUGAGGAGUUCUCCGGGUUAAUUUUGCUUGGAAAUGAUUCUCGACAGUCUCUUGCAAUCCAAAAGAGUAGACUUAUUGCUAGCAUUCACCAGCCUGGCGCACACUGAGAUGAGAGGAGCAGCUCAACUUUAGAUGGUGGAAGGAAGGCCCGUUCUCAAGUAUCUGAAGGACAAAAUUCUAGGGCCAUAACUCAUCAUAUAUCAGUAUUUGAUCUAAUCCUCCUGCAGUUCACCCUUGGUGAUUACCUUUGUAUUUGUUUGCAUCAUCCCUAUUUCUUGUUUUUACUGUUUGCUGUCGUCGUUUUUAGCUUGCUUUGUUGUCUCGGUGUAUCUUGUACUGUGGUUUUUUUUUUUUUAAUAUUAGUAGUU